UUUCACACGUGCUUUUAGAAGCAAUGACCUCCUUCCUCGUGUAAACAGGCGCUAACUGUUUUUUCAGUGUAAGUUGAUUUUAAUAACGCACCUUUUAACGUAUUUUUGCUUUUAGUUUUUUUUGUUUUAUUCUGCAUGUCUCUGUGUACGUCUCUAUCUGGCUACAGACGGGAUUCUCUCCUUUAGUUUCUGUGAUAGAGUUGUUAGUGAUGGCUGUGCAUGCAGCCCACAGAUGUAUGUAUUUGCACAGACUGGUGACAGCUUGCAAAUCAAUUCAGACUCACAGCAGGAACAGAGAUGUGUUUGAGAAACUCAUGAUUCCUUGCAACAGAACCUUUCUCACUGCUUCUGUGAGAUCUAAUGAGAAUGAUGAACAGAGCAAAGACUCCUUAAAACUAACUCCCAAGCAGACACAAAAACAGGAUCUCCUGCUCAGGAGGAAGCGACCCCUGUCCCCUCUGGAGAGGAUAAGCAGUCUGCUGCCCCACGAUGUUUUGAGCCCAGAGGUGAUGCAUCUGAGGGAGCAAGAACAGCAUGAAGAGGAUCCACAGAGGUGUGAUCCAGGGACAGUCACUGAUGGAGGCGAUCUGGAGACCCACAGUGGCCAUGAGGUAGGAGAGGAGGCGAAAGCUGCAGCAUUUCACCAUGGAGAGGGGCAUGUGUACCCCAGUCUCCUUGGGGAGAGCCUGCUCACCUUUGGGGAGCUGCUUAUUGCUGAGCACAGAAAGAAGAGACGGGUGGAGUUCAGGAAGAUGUUCCAGCUUCAGAAAGGGGCCCUCCUGCAGAGCAGCUGGGGAACCAUCAAGCAUGAUGAUAUCGUAGGGCAGCAGGCAGGCAAAUUCUUGAAGACAGGCAGGGGUGCUCCCAUCUUUUUCCGUCGUGCCAGUCUGGAGGACUAUGUGCUGUAUAUGAAGAGGGGUCCUGCAAUCGCCUAUCCUAAGGAUGCAGCCAACAUGCUGCUGAUGAUGGAUGUUACAGAGGGAGAUUGUGUGCUUGAGUCAGGCUCGGGGUCUGGAGCAAUGUCCCUAUUUCUGUCCAGAGCAGUUGGUUCCAGAGGGAGCGUGCUGAGCAUAGAGGUGAGGCAGGAUCACCACAGAAGAUCCGUGAAGAACUACGAGCGCUGGAGGACAUCGUGGGCUCUGCGACGAGGACAGGAGUGGCCCAACAACGUGGAGUUCCUGAACGCUGACCUCAGCACAGCCUCGUCUCUCCUCGCUGGUCGAGGAUUUCACUCGGUUGCGCUCGACCUGAUAGACCCUCACCUGGUUUUACCUACCGUGCUGCCACACUUGCAUCCUGGAGCUGUGUGCGCCAUCUACCUCGCAAAUAUAACGCAGGUUAUUGAUCUGCUGGAGGGUCUCCGGUGUUCUGCACUUCCUGUUUUGUGUGAACGCAUCAUUGAGGUUCCUGUCAGGCAAUGGUUGGUGGCCCCUGCCCUGCAGAAAGAUGGACAAUACUGCACCAGGAAAGCUCUGAACCUUGGUGAAGAUACGAGCAGCGAAGAAGAAUCAUCAGAUGGGACCGAUGGAGAAGCCCCUUUUGAGCCAGCAUUUGGUAAUGUACCCUACAUAGCCCGACCCCAUCCAGAGCAGAUGAGUCACACAGCAUUCCUGGUGAAGCUGAGGAAGCUUGUGAGGUAGCCACGGUCACUGAAGAGACAAAACAUAAUUUAAGAGCUGAAUGUUGCCUCACAGAGCCUGAAAAGUGAAAGAAACUGAUGGAAAUAUGGAUCUUUUUUUUUAUUUAUCUAAAAAUGUAUACAUUUAUAUGGUUAAACAGGGAUAGAAAAGUUUGUAUUAGCUUAAAUAAAAAAAAUCCCAAGAUAAGUCCAAACAUGAAACCUGAAAAAUGUACUGAUUGUAAGAAAGAAUGUACAGGUGGAUGAAUGGACUUGUGGAAAGGUGGUUUAAAUUAAUAGACUGAUGAAUCAGUGAAUGGAUGACUUUUUGCAGAUGUACAGUUGGAUUGUGACAAUGGUUGGACAGCUGGAAGCAUAAAUGAUGGAUGGCUUGGAUGGAGAGCCAAACAAAUGGAUGGAAAAACAGAUGGAGGAUCCACAAAAUGAUGGAUGGACAAACAAAUACAAGAAUGGACAACUGGGUGAAUGGUGAAAUUGAUAGAUGACUGAUGGGAGAAAAUGGCAGAAAAAACUGAUCAAUCGAUAUAUUGGCAGAUGCAUGGUUGAAUGGGUAUAUUGGUAUACGGCCAGAAUGAGAUGGAUGGAUGGAUGGAAGGACUGAGGAUAGAUGCAACUUCUAUGUGCAUAUUUGGUUCAAAAGCCAGCAUGAAAACUCACAGGUGAUAGAAAUACUUUUAGAAACUCUGUUAUAAAUCAUGUUGAUAAUACACCCAUGAACAAGA
This is a messenger RNA of Poecilia reticulata (guppy), 2361 nucleotides long. RefSeq names its product tRNA methyltransferase 61B (gene trmt61b). NCBI's taxonomy places the organism in Eukaryota, Metazoa, Chordata, Actinopteri, Cyprinodontiformes, Poeciliidae. The record is from RefSeq and is a predicted model, not a curated record. Gene Ontology annotation, molecular function: tRNA (adenine(58)-N1)-methyltransferase activity. Gene Ontology annotation, biological process: tRNA methylation. Gene Ontology annotation, cellular component: mitochondrion; tRNA (m1A) methyltransferase complex.